CCGGGCCGCGCUGGGCCGGGGGAUGCGGGGAGCGGGGCCGGGCGUGCGGGCCGCCCGCGGGGCGCUGCCGAGGGCCCUGCUGCUGGCAGCGGCGGCGGCGCUGUGGGUGCGGGUGGCCGCCGCCGAGCCCUGCGCCGCGCCCUGCUCCUGCCGCCGCGGCCUGCUGGACUGCAGCCGGCACCGCCUGCCCGGCGGGCCGGGCCCGCGGAGGAUCCCGCCGCUGCCCGCCGGCACCACGGGCCUGGAUUUAAGUCAUAAUCACUUAUUGUCAUCCAACUGGAGCAUUGAUUUGUCUGUCCAUACACUGCAAGAAGUGUAA
Dryobates pubescens (Downy woodpecker) is the source of this 319-nucleotide messenger RNA. Its product is annotated as leucine-rich repeats and immunoglobulin-like domains protein 2. Lineage: Eukaryota; Metazoa; Chordata; Aves; Piciformes; Picidae. The transcript is spliced from 2 exons. The record is from RefSeq and is a predicted model, not a curated record. The coding region runs from base 23 to 319 and encodes 98 amino acids.